Mucor velutinosus is the source of this 921-nucleotide messenger RNA. RefSeq lists its product as uncharacterized. The record is from RefSeq and is a predicted model, not a curated record. The transcript has a single exon. The coding region runs from base 1 to 921 and encodes 306 amino acids. Lineage: Eukaryota; Fungi; Mucoromycota; Mucoromycetes; Mucorales; Mucoraceae. Gene Ontology annotation, molecular function: glycosyltransferase activity.
AUGGUCACUGCUAAUAGAAUCAAGGCUGCUUGGGCUGUGGUGCUUACAAGCUCCAAUGACUACAUCAAAGGGGUCAUUGCUCUCAAACACGCUCUGCAUGAUUCACACAAGAGUGAAUAUCCAUUAUUAGUGUUGUAUACGCCAUCUGUGGUCCCUGAGGUCAUCAAAACCUUAAUUGACAUUGGCUGUAUUAUGAAGCCUGUGGAUCCAAUUCAUCCAAUGGGCAGUGUAGAGUAUAAAUCCGAGCGGUUUGCAGAGACAUGGACAAAACUAGCUGUAUGGAACCAGGAUGAUUAUGACCGACUCGUCUUGCUGGAUGCCGAUAUGUUGCCUUUGCAAAAUAUGGAUGAGCUAUUUCACAUGCAUUUACCAAACAAGGACUGGGUGGCUGCUGCUUAUGCGUGUGUGUGCAAUCCUCAAAAGAUCAAACACUAUCCUGCUUCAUGGAUUCCCGAGAACUGCGCAUACACUGGACGAGAUGCCACGGCGUGCACCGAUCCUACCCCCAUUGGUGUUAAAGCUGAUUAUUUCAAUAGCGGCCUCAUUGUACUAACUCCGGAUACCAACAAGUUUGAUGCCAUGGUCACCUAUCUUAACAGUAUUCCGGAUCUAAAUAUUUACCCUUUUCCCGAUCAAGACUUUCUAAAUGAGAUCUUCAAGGGGAAAUGGGAACCAAUUUCGUAUGUAUACAAUGCUCUCAAGACACUGCAAUGGGCGCAUAAACCCAUGUGGGAUGUAAAUCAGGUGAAAAACGUGCAUUAUAUUCUGACAAAGCCUUGGGAUAUCGACAUUCAGCAGGACUUGUCCGAUCUAGAAAACAUUUAUAAGCCGUUGUACAAAUUGUGGUGGAACAGCUAUUCACAAAUUACGCAAACAAUGAGCAAUCUGAAACAACUGAACCUUGCAAUUUCGCGCAAGUAA